AAGGAAGUACCUAGAGAUUAUAAAUAGAGGAGGAGAGAUCGGUUUUUGAUAUUCAUUCAAGCAUAAGCAGAUUCCGAAACAAGAGAUUGAGCCAGAAGAAAUUAGGGCAUCUGAAACAUAAAACAUAGGGAGUCAAAAUAAAAACCCGAUGAAGAAUCCAUGCAACGCUGAGGAAGAACCAUCGCGUACGAAGAAACUGAAGCUGUCUUUCUCGUCUCCGAGUGGGUUAUCUAUGUUGCCGGAUGAGAUGGCACUCAGUUGCUUGGCCCGCGUCUCAAGAUCGGACCAUGCUUCCUUAUCCCUCCUCUCCAAGUGGCACCGUUCAGUAGUGGGUUCGCCUGAGCUGUACGACUUCCGAUCCCUUUUGGGCUUCACCGAAAACCGUAUCUAUCUAUGCUUACGCAUCCCUCCAGACCCAAACCACCGCUGGUUCACCCUCUCCCCAAAAACCCCCCUUAACCGACGGCUUGUCCCAGUGCGAUCUUAUUUUUACCAGCCUCCGGAAGCAUCUUGCAUGGUGGCUCAUGGUUGUGGGAUCUACAUCAUGGGUGGUAGGAUUGGCGGGAGAGCCACGUCGAGUGUAUUGUUUCUGGAUUGUAGAUCUCACACGUGGAGCACUCUCCCCUCCAUGGGGAUGGCUCGAUAUUCAGCCGUGGCUGGCGUGGUGGACGGGAAAAUAUACGUGUUGGGAGGGUGCGAUGGCUGGGAGUCCGGCAAGUGGGGAGAGGUCUUCGACCCAAGGCAGCAAACUUGGGAUGCCCUGCCGAUGCCACCGCCUCAGUGUGAUUAUCCCUUAGUGUGCGAAAGCAUAGUUAUAGAGGAAGAGAAGUUGGUUGUUAUGAAUGGCUCAGGGGUAUGUUUAUCCUACAAACCAAGUGAUGGCAAAUGGAAAAAAGGGUAUAGUGAUAUCUCCGGAAUAAAAAGGUGUUGGCAUGUGAUAGAGAAUGUAGUGUACUGCAGUUUAAGUGGUGGGCGGAUAUUGUGGUGUGAGCCAAGUGAACUGGAGUGGAAUGAAAAGAUGGAGUGGAGAGAAGUGAUGGGCUUGGAGGCUCUCAGGGAUACUCUCGCUGCCUCCAAGCUGGUUAACUAUGGUGGACGGGUGUCGGAUCAGUGGGAGAUAUGUAGAAGAUCGGAACAGAUGUUAGGGACAAUGGAAAAUGAUGAAAUAUUUCCCGGGCACAAACUAAGCAACUCUGGUCCCAACAUGUUGGUCUUCUGGGACGUGCUUGCUCCUCAUAAGUUGGAGAUUUGGUGUGCUGAGAUCUCUCUCGAGAGACGCAAGAAGACAAGCGAGAUUAUAGGAAACAUCGUGUGGUCAGAAGCUGUCAUGACACUUGAUCCUCCUCCACAUCAGCAUCACUCAAGCGUUUUUCUCAUGUAUUGGAGUGGUGAUACAAAGUAUCAUGACUUAGCAGCCACACCGUUCUGCACUUAACGGAAUAACUCAUCAGCUGUUCAUGAUUCUAGCAGAAACGAAUUGAGUAGAGAGUGUCGCAUAUCACCGCCAUCUUAUUUGUGACCACGAGUAAAUAUCACCCCUCUUAUUUAUUACACUAAUUAAGAAGUAUUUACAGCUUCUAAUUAAAGUGUAGGGGGUGUUAUUGAGUCCUUCAAUGCCGCACUUCAAGUCUUUAACUUUGAAACCUGAUCUGCACAGCAUCCAGGACUUCCUUCCCCAUGCCCCGUCCAAGUAUGGGGUUGAAAUAGAUGCAUGGUAAAGGGUACACACGCAACACGAAGAUCUACCAGACGAUGAUACACUAAUUGUGUAAGGCGGGGAAGUUUGAUUUGGGUUAUACCAUAUGUAAGGAUUGUAUGAGAAAGAAGUGGUACCCAAACUUGGACACAGUUGGUGUGUUGCUGGACGGGCUUGUGAAAAAAGGCCAGCUUGAUCAAGCUAAGUUGAUUACGGGGUUAGUUCACUAAAAACUUCCUCCGUUCAGCUUAAAACGGUUGCUCCCUGUUGGAAGUGUAUCAUUUGAUUAAACAAGAAAAAGAAAAGAAGAAGAAGAGUCAAGAAAGUACGGGCUAUGUAUGAAAAGCAGUACUCCUAAGUCAAUAAAAUAAGGCUAUGAAAUGGAGAAGAUCGAGAGUGUUCGGUUAUCUCUAUAAACAUGUGUGUGCAAUGUUGUGUAAAACAUCC
Raphanus sativus (radish) is the source of this 2143-nucleotide messenger RNA. Its product is annotated as F-box/kelch-repeat protein At4g39560-like. The record is from RefSeq and is a predicted model, not a curated record. The transcript has 3 exons. Gene Ontology annotation, molecular function: protein binding. Lineage: Eukaryota; Viridiplantae; Streptophyta; Magnoliopsida; Brassicales; Brassicaceae. The coding region runs from base 149 to 1435 and encodes 428 amino acids.